UGUCAUAUCCUGUCUCUCUCUCCCCAGUCGGUGCUGUUGCUAGGCGGAAUAGCGUUGGUGUGUCUGGCUCUGGACCUCCUCUUCCUCCUCUUCUACUCUUUCUGGCUGUGCUGCCGCCGAAGCAAGAACCAUGACGACACACACUCUCACUCACACACACACCAGCCCCCCAACCCUGACUGCUGCUGUACCGCCUGGUGCGUCAUCAUCGCCACGCUCGUCUGCAGUGCCGGCAUUGCCGUGGGUUUCUAUGGAAACGGGGAGUCAUGUGACGGAGCCAACCGCCUGGCAUAUUCUCUUCGGCACGCCAACCGCACCGUGGCAGGGGUCGACAAACUGGUGACGGACAGUGCCCUGUCUCUGAACCAGACAGUGGAGGGAGGUCUGGUCCAGUUGGAGACGGUCUACUCUGAACAGACUGACUAUGUGUCCAUCGUCCAGAAGCUCCAGGGUCAUCUGGAUGAGCUGGUCAGACUCAUGGUGGACAUCCCCUUCUGGAGUAAUUCUGAUAUCUCCCUAGAAGACCUGGCCUUCCAGACUGAGGUCUUUGACUGGUACAGGUGGCUGGUAUACCUGACUCUGCUCCUGUUUGAUGUUCUGAUCUGUCUGCUGGUUCUGUUCGGACUGAUACGCAACUCUAAAGGCACUCUGAUUGGGGUGUGUUUGUUGGGUGUUCUGACUCUCAUCAUCAGCUGGGGGUCUCUGGGACUGGAGCUGGCAGCUGCCGCGACGGCCAGCGACUUCUGUGUUUCCCCGGAUACCUACAUCACCAGGGUAACCAAGGAGAACGCUGUCAUCGACCAAGAUAUCCUGCAGUAUUACCUGAGGUGCAGCAGUGGCCAAUCAAAUCCUUUCCAGCAUAAGCUGUCUGGCAGUCACAAAGCCCUGGUUGAGAUGCAAGAUGACGUGGCAGAACUACUACAGUCAGCUAUACGGGAUUACCCCAACACCAAGGGGACUCUGGAACAGAUUCAAACUGUAUUGAACUCUACGGAGGUUGGCCUUCAUCAACUCACCGCUCUGGUCGACUGUCGCAGCCUGCACAUGGACUAUGUCCAGGCUCUAACAGGGUUGUGUUAUGAUGGAGUGGAGGGGCUGAUCUACCUGGUGCUGUUCUCCUUCGUCACAGCUCUCAUGUUCUCCUCCAUCGUCUGCAGUGUGCCACACACCUGGCAGAGCAAGAGGACGGAUGAUGAGGAUCGAGAAGAUGAGUCUGCUGCCCAAGGCAAUCGGGGGGCGGGUCCUCAUGAUAACCUGUACCGCGUGCACAUGCCCAGUCUCUACAGCUGUGGUAGCAGCUACGGCAGCGAAGCUAGCAUCCCCGCUACGGCCCACACUGUCAGCAAUGCCCCUGUCACUGAGUACAUGACCCAGAACGCAAACUUUCAGACCCCCAGGUGUGAGAACACGCCUCUGAUUGGCAGGGAAUCCCCUCCACCCUCUUACACCUCGAGUAUGAGGGCCAAGUAUCUGGCCACCAGUCGACCGGACGAGAACCGACGGUCAGUCCCCAAUGACCAGUUGGACCCGGCCAGCCGACCACAUCCCCUCACCAGACCACAGUCAUCUGUCCACUAGAACCUUCCAGAACCUACCAAAACCUUCUAGAACCUAUUAUAACCUACCAGAAUAUUCUAGAAAGAACUCAUCAACCAAUAAAGAAUGGGAACAAACCAGAACCAAUUCUUCAUUCCACUAAAGAACCACAACCCACUAGAACCACCAACUCCUUAGAACCUGUUGACACAGUAGUCCACUUAUAGAACCAGUAAGGAUCAUAACCACCUCCUCAGCCCAUAGGAACCACUAAAAUAAUACGUCUCAGAUUCACCAGAACAGACCACAGUGGGUUGGAAAGCAGAGCCAACCAACGGACCAACCAGCCCAACUCACCAGAACAGAACCUCAACUCAUCAGCCGACCAACGGACCAACCAGCCCAACUCACCAGAACAGAACCUCAACUCAUCAGCCGACCAACGGACCAACCAGCCCAACUCACCAGAACAGAACCUCAACUCAUCAGCUGACCAACGGACCAACCAGCCCAACUCACCAGAACAGAACCUCAACUCAUCAGCCGACCAACGGACCAACCAGCCCAACUCACCAGAGCAGAACCUCAGCUCAUCAGCCAACCAACACCAACCUACCUACAGACUCCAGAAGAUCACCAUGAACCUUGUAGAUCUCACCCCCCCCCCCCCCCACCCCACCUCAGCUCCAUCUUCCCUACAACCGUCCCACAGUCCCACUCAGCUCUACACCAUCUCAAGCUGGAUCCUCCACCUCUUUACCAAGUAUACUGCCCUCCGGUGGUGACUGCCGGUAUGAGCCUGUUUAUUAAGUAUACUGCCCUCCGGUGGUGACUGCCGAUAUGAGCCUAUUUAUUAAGUAUACUCCCCUCCGGUGGUGACUGCCAGUAUGAGCCUGUUUAUUAAGUAUACGGCCCUCUGGUGGUGACUGCAGGUAUGAGCCUGUUUAUUAAGUAUACUGCCCUCCGGUGGUGACUGCCGAUAUGAGCCUAUUUAUUAAGUAUACUCCCCUCCGGUGGUGACUGCCAGUAUGAGCCUGUUUAUUAAGUAUACGGCCCUCUGGUGGUGACUGCAGGUAUGAGCCUGUUUAUUAAGUAUACUGCCCUCCGGUGGUGACUGCCGGUAUGAGCCUGUUUAUUAAGUAUACUGCCCUCCGGUGGUGACUGCCGGUAUGAGCCUGUUUGUUAAGUAUACUGCCCUCCGGUGGUGACUGCAGGUAUGAGCAUGUUUAUUAAGUAGACUGCCCUCCGGUGGUGACUGCCGGUAUGAGCCUGUUUAUUAAGUAUCCUGCCCUCUGGUGGUGACUGCCGGUAUGAGCCUGUUUAUUAAGUAUACUGCCCUCCGGUGGUGACUGCCAGUAUGAGCCUGUUUAUUAAGUAUACUGCCCUCCGGUGGUGACUGCAGGUAUGAGCCUGUUUAUUAAGUAUACUGCCCUCCGGUGGUGACUGCCGGUAUGAGCCUGUGUAUUAAGUAUACUGCCCUCCGGUGGUGACUGCAGGUAUGAGCCACACACACACACACGAGGCCUGUACGUGUGUGUACCUCUCUCUACUCUACCUGCCUCUGUAAACAACCCUCCUGCCGUCUAAUCUACCAAGCCACUAGGACACAGAAUCUGACUGCAAAACGGCCCCUGCACUCUGCAAAACGCUCCAACAUUCCUGUAACAUCUGGUGUUUUUAACUUUCCUGCAAAGGGCUGUUGUGCAGACGGACCAUGUGGCCUGAAACUGAUUCAGAAAGCCAUGUUGUGGAGGAACCACUCUCUGUAAUGUCUGAAUUAAACUGUCGAUAGAUUUAGCCACAACUGUACAGCAGUGUUACAUUUAGCCUGUGUUAAGAGCCACGUUAACUAACUACAUGUAUGACUAGAACUUGAAUCGUGAGCUCUCUCUCUCUUGAGUGUGCUCAUGUGUUCUGUGUGUGUUUGCGUGCGUCUAACGCACAUGUAAAUAUGAGUCCAGGACCGAACGGAACAUGGUGGAAUUCCAAAUAUUCUGGAAUCAGAUUCCAGAGAAAGAGUUUGCGUUCCCAAACUAACUCUGGGACUGAAUGAAAAGACUAAAGGACAUGGGAGAGCUCACCUGUGGACUCAUAACUCUGUAUAAUGAGGGAUGUUGAACUCUCCUAAACUAAAGGACAUGGGAGAGCUCAUAACUCUGUAUAAUGAGGGAUGUUGAACUCUCCUAAACUAAAGGACAUGGGAGAGCUCACCUGUGGACUUAUAACUCUGUAUAAUGAGGGAUGUUGAACUCUCCUAAACUAAAGGACAUGGGAGAGCUCACCUCUGGACUCAUAACUCUGUAUAAUGAGGGAUGUUGAACUCUCCUAAACUAAAGGACAUGGGAGAGCUCACCUGUGGGCUCAUAACUCUGUAUAAUGAGGGAUGUGAACUCUCCUAAACUAAAGGACAUGGGAGAGCUCACCUGUGGGCUCAUAACUCUGUAUAAUGAGGGAUGUGAACUCUCCUAAACUAAAGGACAUGGGAGAGCUCACCUGUGGGCUCAUAACUCUGUAUAAUGAGGGAUGUGAACUCUCCUAAACUAAAGGACAUGGGAGAGCUCACCUGUGGGCUCAUAACUCUGUAUAAUGAGGGAUGUGAACUCUCCUAAACUAAAGGACAUGGGAGAGCUCACCGGUGGGCUCAUAACUCUGUAUGAUGAGGGAUGUUGAACUCUCCUAAACUAAAGGACAUGGGAGAGCUCACCUGUGGGUUAAUAACUCUGUAUAAUGAGGGAUGUUGAACUCUCUUAAACUAAAGGACAUGGGAGAGCUCACCGGUGGGCUCAUAACUCUGUAUGAUGAGGGAUGUUGAACUCUCCUAAACUAAAGGACAUGGGAGAGCUCACCUGUGGGUUAAUAACUCUGUAUAAUGAGGGAUGUUGAACUCUCUUAAACUAAAGGACAUGGGAGAGCUCACCUGUGGGCUCAUAACUCUGUAUAAUGAGGGAUGUUGAACUCUCCUAAACUAAAGGACAUGGGAGAGCUCACCUGUGGGCUCAUAACUCUGUAUAAUGAGGGAUGUUGAACUCUCCUAAACUAAAGGACAUGGGAGAGCUCACCUGUGGGUUAAUAACUCUGCAUAAUGAGGGAUGUUGAACUCUCCUAAACUAAAGGACAUGGGAGAGCUCACCUGUGGGCUCAUAACUCUGUAUAAUGAGUGAUGUUGAACUCUCCUAAACUAAAGGACAUGGGAGAGCUCACCUGUGGACUCAUAACUCUGUAUUAUGAGGGAUGUUGAACUCUCCUAAACUAAAGGACAUGGGAGAGCUCACCUGUGGGUUAAUAACUCUGCAUAAUGAGGGAUGUGGAACUCUCCUAAACUAAAGGACAUGGGAGAGCUCACCUGUGGGCUCAUAACUCUGUAUAAUGAGGGAUGUUGAACUCUCUUAAACUAAAGGACAUGGGAGAGCUCACCUGUGGGCUCAUAACUCUGUAUAAUGAGGGAUGUUAAACUCUCCUAAACUAAAGGACAUGGGAGAGCUCACCUGUGGGUUAAUAACUCUGUAUAAUGAGGGAUGUUGAACUCUCCUAAACUAAAGGACAUGGGAGAGCUCACCUGUGCCAAAAUAACUGAAGGGAUGCUCAACUCUCUUUACCGCGUCAUUCCUUUUUUUAGUUCCUUAAUUCUCAGAAAGGGAAAAUAAAUCCUGGAUAAUGUUGGAUCAUACGGUGAAAGACAGAGAGACUUUUAAAAUAAAAUGUGUUUUUAAUUUAGUUUAAAAAAUGUAACUUGAUAAUGAAGAAUUGGGUGCUGUGACCAACUAUCUUUAAAAAAUAAUGUUUACUUUUUUAUUAUUUAAUCAAACAGGGAUCUUCUUUAACGACCUCAGACUAAAGGUCACGAUGAGGUUAGAGGUCACAACCUUUCUCAAACAGGAAGUUUUUUCUUCUUCUUCUCAGAAGCACAAGCGAUCUACGAGGUGACUAUGGGAGACGGAAAAGAAGAACGCCCACACGUGGAUGUAAAGUGUGUGUGUUUGUGGGAACACUUAAAGCCUCGUGAAAACAUGCCUGAUCUCGCGGUAGCUCUUGUUCUGUUUCACGGUGAAGUGAAAGGAAACGUGAGCGGUGCAGCGGUCUAACCUAGGUUAGGGGCCAACCAUAGUUAGACAGAGGACUCUCUAAAGACCCUCUUAGGUACUCUAUCUAACUCUAUGGGGCUGCCAGUAGUUCUCUCUCUCGCUACUAUGUGCUGUGAAGUGUAUGAUGACAAUAGUGUAGCUGUAAUCUCUCUCAUCACUCUUGUGUGUGAUGGCUCGUCCAGUGUAGUCUUGGUAUUGCUCUCUUCUCUCCUGUGUGUGCUGUCUGUCUGUACGUACAGUACAGUGGUCUGUGUGUGCGGUUGCCAGCAAAUUAAGGGUCGUAAUUAUUAUCUAAUCUUCAUCUAAGAAACACACACACACACUAGCAUUCAUUGCAGACCCACACAUUGCAGACCCACACAUUGCAGACCCACACAUUGCAGACCCACACAUUGCAGACCCACACAUUGCAGACCCACACACACUAUUCUUUAUAUCUAGCCAUUGUCCUGUGAACUGUCACUCACACACCAUAGAACUACAGUACCCAUACACCCUCACUCCUGUAAAUUUGACACGGGUUAGCAUUUGCAUCAUGGGAAAUGUGGUGUAUUAACUAGAGGGAUUUCCAGUUAAUGGGAAUGACCGUUCAAACGAUCUUGAUUAACUCGCUCCGGGUAGAAGUUGCCUUUAACCACAGAUCUUGGAUCCAAUUUACUCUCCCAUUAUCCUGAUCUUAACCAUUAGGCGGAACACAAAACAUUUCUUAGAUCAGUGUCUAGGAAGCAAAUUCAUCCUACCAUGACAAGCUCAGUGUGUGUGUGUGUGUGUAUGUGUGUGUAGAUAAUUUACUGUGAAUGAAAGACCACUUCUCUGUCGUUUUCAGCGAGACAAUCGUAACUGGCGUGAUUCCACUCGUUUUUAAUAUUCUGUUUAUCACGUCACCAUGACAACGCUACCUAUACUACGGCGUUUGCACGACGGGAGAGGACAAAAAAAAUACUGUUGGAAACUAAGAACCAAUGGCCUUUUCUUAUACUUGUAACAAUCUAACAACUCUUCAUAUCACACGUUUUAAUUUGUCUUCUAAAAAAUAAAUCAUAAAAAAACAAACAAUAGCUAGCUCUUUUUGUAGGGUAAUAAUCAUUAUUAUUAUGGCAAGAGCACCAUUUUGUUUUCUGUUUUUCUUUAUAAUAAUGAUGAAUGACUGUCUUGAAUUGCAUUUUUUUUUUUUUAUAAAACCGUACUGUAGACUUGUUAAAUUUUUGUUGAUUGUUGUUUUUAUGUAUCCGGCGACAACAACGGUUUACUAAGAUGAUAAUACUGUCUGUUCUAAACUGUGGUGGUGACACUAUUGAGCCUGGAAUCCAUGUUUUAAAAACAGAAUUAAAACAACUUUAACUGA
Salvelinus fontinalis (brook trout) is the source of this 6963-nucleotide messenger RNA. RefSeq names its product protein tweety homolog 3-like. Lineage: Eukaryota; Metazoa; Chordata; Actinopteri; Salmoniformes; Salmonidae. Gene Ontology annotation, cellular component: plasma membrane. The transcript has 13 exons. The annotation marks the transcript as partial. Gene Ontology annotation, molecular function: volume-sensitive chloride channel activity; intracellularly calcium-gated chloride channel activity. The record is from RefSeq and is a predicted model, not a curated record.